UGCACGACGAUCUCCAGACGUAUAUCAAGUCAUGGCCAAGCACCACUGCCCAAAGCUUAACCUGCCACCGCAAGCGUUUUUUCCCUCCCGUCACACCCAAGCCAGUCAGUAUGGCCGUCAAGCGCGUCGUGGCCGUCCUGGCACUUGCCACUAGCUUCCUCGCCACGUCAAUACUUGGUGAAGAGCAAGCAAAGUGUGGCCAAGCGAGCUACUACCCAUCCGAGUACGCCUGCUACGACAAUAAGACACUCUGCCCGAUUACGUUCAGCUUGCCGACCAAGCCCUGCGGUGGGGGCUGCUACUCGCCAGAGCAGUACUCAUGUGAAGACGAAACGAUCAAGGAUCUGCCUGAAGCGACGAGCCCCUUCACCCUUACGUUUUCAGGCGUGCGCAAGACUUUCCAGAACCUGAACGUCAAGGCCUGCGGGAGAUACCUUGCUGUGGGUGCCAAGGCUAGAGAGUGCCAUGCUUGCACUGCGGCCGGUGGCACAAACUGCGGGACCUACCAGAACUCGACGGUGCUGCUUCCUGGUGGGCAAAUGGCUUCCGACGUUCCCGGCCACCAGUACUGGUACAUCAACCCAACCGACGGUAUCCUACGAUAUACCGAAGCUCUCGCCGGUAACGCUUCGCUCUGGAACGCCACUAUCCCUGGGAAGGAGUUCGCCGGUCAAAACGUCAAGGUCUACGAGAACGGACUGUUCACAUGGACCCGAGAGGAUGCCACGACACACUGGUGGAUGGCUUGCUUGGUUACGCUGCCUGGUGGUGCUGUUGGAACUGCCAGGUCGUGGCGCAUCUAUGCUCCCACUUACGUCAACAUGGAGAGAGGAGACUGCGAGCUUGGGAGGAUUUUCUCCAAGGCGGUGGAUAGGAAGGCGGGGGUGUACAAGUACCCAUGAUACAAUAGCCAUUAGGAAAGUUCCACCAGGACGGAGGAACAGCACUGGGACUGGUGAACAUUGAAGCGCCUUUUGCUCAUUGGCAAGUAUGAGGUUGUCUGUUCGGAUGUAUAUAUGGCAAGACUUACUUUGUGCAUAGAUAGAAAAAGAGAGAUACAACAUCAGACGGUCAUAGUUCGCCA
Molecule: messenger RNA, 1084 nt
Organism: Podospora bellae-mahoneyi
Lineage: Eukaryota; Fungi; Ascomycota; Sordariomycetes; Sordariales; Podosporaceae
Exons: 2
Coding region: 111-902 (263 amino acids)
Molecular function (GO): carbohydrate binding
Source: RefSeq, a predicted model, not a curated record